Molecule: messenger RNA, 2066 nt
Organism: Physcomitrium patens
Lineage: Eukaryota; Viridiplantae; Streptophyta; Bryopsida; Funariales; Funariaceae
Product: adenylyl-sulfate kinase 3
Biological process (GO): sulfate assimilation
Molecular function (GO): adenylylsulfate kinase activity; ATP binding
Source: RefSeq, a predicted model, not a curated record
CUAUAACUGGAGGCAGGGCAAAGUGAGUGAAUCUGGCAGUGCCAUCCAUCCGCUGGCCGCACAGCGCAAGGCCCUGCAGUGCGUGCACGUCAGGGCUGAGUGUGGCCCUUUGUGCUGCUGCUCUUUUCUCGAUGGAGGGCUGAAUUAUUGCUGGACAGCUUUCCUCCUCCUCUUCCUCCUCAUCAGCAUCAUCGCUUCCAGCCCUGAAGGAAUUUCACUACUCCAUUAGCGUUGAUCAUGCUGUUGGGGUGAUCUUACUUUACGUUUUUGAGCUCCGGGACGACGCGGUCGCGGUUGCGGCGUGGGCGGGUGAGGCGUAGGGAUGGGCUUUUGACGGGGUGGGGUGGUACCUCAGAGCUCAGGACGCAGGCGGAGCGUUGAAGGCGUGAGGCUUUUGUUUCUGGAGAGAAUCGUUGAUUGAAGUGAGAGAGAGAGAGAGAGAAAGUGAGGGUGAGUGUGAGAUUGACGAUGCAGGGGUGUGUGUUGGUGUGGAAGUGUGUGCCAGCGAGUUCCAUGCAAACUGUGAGUGGAGGGUCGGCAUUGCGGAGUAGGGGUGGACAGAGCUUGACUGAUGGAAUGGGAGUUGAGAGUAGGGUUGUUGCUAAGGAGCUUCAGGGGGAGUACAUAUGCAGCUGCCAGCACCUUGGUUUUGGCGACGUGGGUGAUUUGGUUAGGGUAGGGGUCAAGAGGCAUUGGCGUCAGAGAUCUGUUGUAUCUGCUCGAAGCUCCGGAUCCGCGAGGCAUGGGAAAGUAGAGCGAAAGAAAGUGGAAGAGCGUGGGGAGUGUGAUGUCUCUAACGGUGACGCCAAGAGCCCGAAAGAGGGCUCCAUUCCAGGCCUGAUCUUACCGCCAUUGACGACGGUUGGCAAGUCGACCAACAUUAGCUGGCACGAGUGCAUGGUGGAACGGGUGCAGCGGCAGCGUAUGUUAAACCAAAAAGGCUGUGUGAUUUGGAUCACUGGCCUCAGCGGCUCAGGGAAAUCAACUCUGGCAUGCACCUUAGAUCACGCGCUCUUACAAAGAGGCAAGCUCAGCUAUGUUCUAGAUGGAGACAAUGUCCGUCAUGGCUUGAACAAUAAUCUUGGCUUCACCGCAGAGGAUCGGGCUGAGAACAUUCGCAGGGUUGGCGAAGUAGCGAAGCUGUUCGCUGACACUGGGGUCAUCUGCAUUGCCAGUUUCAUCUCCCCUUACAAGAAGGACAGAGAUGCUUGCAGGAGUCUCAUGGCGCCUGGAGAGUUUAUCGAGGUGUUUAUGGACGUGGCGCUGGAAGUUUGCGAGCAGCGAGAUCCGAAGGGAUUGUACAAACUUGCCCGCGCUGGGAAAAUCAAGGGCUUCACUGGCAUUGACGAUCCGUACGAGGAUCCCCCCGAAGCUGAAAUCGUUAUGAGGGCUGUAGAUGGGAAAUAUGCCUCUCCAGAGGAAAUGACGGUGCAAAUGUUGGAGUACUUGGAAGAGAAUGGAUUUCUUCGAGGUACAUGAUGAUGAGCUCCACUCCGGUCUUUUUGCCCAUUGAGUGCCUUAAAACCGCCACGAUUGAGGCACCUUUCUACAUCUCCAAUCGUACCGAGGAAUUCGCCUGUUCGAGAUUGUUAGCUCCUCGCCAUUGUGUGGAGAUUUGGGGGCCCAGGUGACGACUGCAACAAGAUGCUUUGCAGCAAGAGGGUUUGAAGUUUCUGUCGCUACAUUCAAGGAUCAGGUUCUCUCGUUUUCUGCCUGCAGGCGUGGUCAUUGAGUUCCAAACUUUCCUGUGCAGGCCAUUUUGCUCAAAGUUGGUCGCUUUGCCUGCGGCUUGCCUUGUUUAUUUUUAUUUACUUUUUCUUUCACGGUAGUCACUACAGAAGGAUGUAUUUAGCUCUAGUAAGUGAGUUAGGCUACCGCAAAUAUAUUUCACUUUCAAGGUUGUAGACAGGAGUGACAGAUUGUCUCACGGGAGGACUAUUGUAAGAAUUCCUGGCUGUGUGAUUAAGUAUGUAAAAUCAUUGUACAUAAUUCAAUUGAUACUAUUCCGAAUAGCUGAAGCUGCAACUUCUUUCACAUUUUGCACGCUUUUAGCCUCAGACUGUAAA